CCUCAGCCUGAGCAUUUCUGUACAGGCUCCACGACAGUCCCUGAGGCGCAGCAGGAUGAUUCAGGCCGGAGCAGUGCUGCUGCUUGCCCUGGCCUGUGCCCCCAGCACAGGGCAGCGGCGCUCCCCUCUCAAUGACUUCCAGAAGCUCAAAGCAACCCAGCUGCUAUCCCUGAACCAGCGCGGCUCUGGCCCAGAGCAGGAGGAGCCUUCAGACACCGAGGAGUGUGCCAGACGCUGCAUGGUGCUGCUGGACUGCAGGGCCUUUCACUUCAACCACCAGCGCCAUAGCUGCCAGCUACUGCCAUGGACCCAGCACUUGGCAGACACCCACAUUAAGAGGAACAUCCACUAUGACCUCUACCAGAAGAAAGAUUAUAUGCAGAAUUGCAUUAGGGGAGAUGGAAGGAGCUACCGAGGCAUGCAGUCCACGACAGAGAAGGGGAAGAACUGCCAACAGUGGAGGCUGAAGUUUCCCCAUGAUCACAGCAGGUUUUCGCCCUCUCUGCGGAACGGCCUGGAGGAGAACUACUGCCGGAACCCAGACAGAGAUGAGCGGGGUCCAUGGUGCUACACUACGGACCCGGCCGUCCGGCACCAGAGCUGUGGUAUCAAGAAGUGUGAAGAUGCCGUGUGCGUGUUGUGUAAUGGGGAAGAUUACCGGGGACUGGUGGACCACACGGAAUCCGGGCGGGAGUGCCAGCGCUGGGACCUACAGCACCCGCACAAGCACCCGUACCAUCCCCACAAAUAUCCUGAGAUGGAUCUGGAUGACAAUUACUGCCGCAACCCUGACAGCUCCGUGGGCCCCUGGUGCUACACCACAGAUCCUGCCCGGGAGCGGGAAUACUGCCACCUCCGCAAAUGCAAAACAGAGAAACGCCCACACGUGGCAGACACCACCAGCAGCUGCUUCAAGCACAAAGGCGAAGGCUACCGGGGCAAGGUAAACGUCACCACGUCAGGAAUCCCCUGCCAGCGCUGGGACGCCCAGACCCCCCACCGGCACCACUUCCGGCCCGAGGAAUACGAGUGCAAGGACCUGCGGGAGAAUUACUGCCGGAACCCUGAUGGUUCAGAGGCCCCCUGGUGCUUCACCAGCCUGCCCAGCAUGCGCGUCGCCUUCUGCUUCCAGAUCAAACGCUGCACCGACGAGGUGGAGGUGGAGGACUGUUACCAGGCAAAUGGUGAAAUGUACAAGGGCAAGAUCAGCAAGACCCGGAAGGGCAUCACUUGCCAGAAGUGGUCAGCAGGCUCGCCCCAUACUCCCCAGAUCUCUCCCGCCAUGUUCCCCGCCAUGCACCUGGAGGAGAAUUAUUGCCGGAACCCCGACAACGACAGCCACGGGCCCUGGUGCUACACCAUGGACCCCAGCACCCAGUUUGAUUACUGCGCCAUCAAGCCCUGCGCAGGUGACAAGACGCCAUCCGUCCUGGAGACUGCAGAUACUGUGGUCUUUGCCGAGUGCGGAAAGAGGGACGAACGCCUCCAGCUAAAGGGCCGUAUCGUCGGGGGGCGCCCCGGGAACUCACCUUGGACUGUCAGCAUCCGCAACCGGAAAGGAGUGCAUUUCUGUGGAGGAUCCCUGGUGAAGGAGCAAUGGGUCAUCAGCACGCGCCAGUGCUUCUCCUCCUGUGACACUGACUUGUCUAGCUAUGAGGUCCAACUUGGGACCCUCUUCAAGGACCCCAGUCUCAGCGACCCCGACAAACAGGCUCUCCCCAUACUGAAACUUGUCUGCGGGCCCUCCGUGUCUGACCUGGUCCUGCUGAAACUGGCCAGGCCAGCGACUCUGAACAAGCGGGUGGCUCUCAUCUGCCUCCCACCAGAGCGGUACGUCGUUCCCGAGAACACAGAGUGCGAAAUCGCUGGAUGGGGUGAAACCGGAGGUACAGACCCAGGGCCAGGGAGGGGGCAGCCAGGAGGUACUGGCAACAAAACUCUGCUCAACGUAGCCAAACUACCCGUGAUGAGCAACAAGAAGUGCAACAUGGUGCUCAGAGGCCAGGUGAAGGAGAGUGAGCUGUGUACUGCGCCCCUGCGAGCCGGGGUGGGGGCCUGUGAGGGCGACUAUGGAGGGCCGCUGGCCUGCCUGACCCAUGACUGCUGGGUGCUGGAGGGCGUCAUCACCCCUAUGCGUGUGUGUGCCCGCAAGGACAAGCCAGCCGUCUUCACUCGUGUGUCGGUCUACGUCGAUUGGAUUAACAAAGUGAUGAGGAUGCUCUGAGCUUGUGGCGGGGGGCCCCGCUCAACACCCAAAGAGCUCAGCGCUGCUUUCCUCUCUGCCUGGUGAUGGCCGUGAGCUCUGAGAUGUACGUUCACCCAUGCCAAACUGUGCCAAGCCCUCGAAGCAUCCUCGGGCAAGGCUCUGAGUCCAGAUUGUCUGUCCCAUGUGCUGAGACCAACCCAGGUCAGCCCGUCCCUGGGCCGUGGCCACCGGCCCUAGGACAGAGGGUACUCAUGGUUACUAUAUUGACUGAUUUCAAUAAACAUGCUCAAGGUGU
Molecule: messenger RNA, 2501 nt
Organism: Mauremys mutica (yellowpond turtle)
Lineage: Eukaryota; Metazoa; Chordata; Testudines; Geoemydidae
Gene: MST1
Product: macrophage stimulating 1
Exons: 18
Coding region: 56-2224 (722 amino acids)
Biological process (GO): regulation of receptor signaling pathway via JAK-STAT; proteolysis
Cellular component (GO): extrinsic component of plasma membrane
Molecular function (GO): receptor tyrosine kinase binding; serine-type endopeptidase activity
Source: RefSeq, a predicted model, not a curated record